This is a messenger RNA of Colius striatus (speckled mousebird), 574 nucleotides long. RefSeq names its product cytochrome c oxidase copper chaperone. Gene Ontology annotation, cellular component: mitochondrial intermembrane space. Gene Ontology annotation, biological process: mitochondrial respiratory chain complex IV assembly. The record is from RefSeq and is a predicted model, not a curated record. Lineage: Eukaryota; Metazoa; Chordata; Aves; Coliiformes; Coliidae. The transcript is spliced from 4 exons. The coding region runs from base 137 to 340 and encodes 67 amino acids. Gene Ontology annotation, molecular function: copper ion binding; copper chaperone activity.
UCCCGGCGUGCCGCGUGGGGCGGGCGCAGGCGCGGAAGGGGUGUUAUCCCGGAACCCGCGGAGCCUGCGAGGUUGCCAAGGGUCGUCUCUCCGCUCUCACGCGCGGCAGGCUGUGCGUGCCGCGGAGCCGCUCGCCAUGUCGACGAUGGCUGCCGCCAGCUGCGACACCAAGGGCGCGGGCGAAGCGCGGGAAGAGAAGAAGCCGCUGAAGCCCUGCUGCGCCUGCCCGGAGACCAAGAAGGCGCGGGACGCCUGCAUCAUUGAGAAGGGGGAAGAAAACUGUGGGCACCUAAUUGAAGCUCACAAGGAGUGUAUGAGAGCUCUGGGUUUCAAGAUAUGAGUGAGAUGAGCAGGACUGUGAGUGUGAUGGUGCCUGUGGUGUGACUGUGUUACGGAAAGCUGCAAAAAUAAAUUAUUUCUGGAAAUUACGUCAAAGAACAAAUAUAAACAAAGAGUAUAUUUAUAAAGAGUCUGUGCUAGAGUGUGUAUCACAUCUGUGGCUUUUCCACUCUUAGCUCUUCACCACUACUAUACCAAAUAUAUUUUUUUCCUCUUAAUAAAAGUCUGAAAAUGA